GCCGCGACGGAAUGGUGGGAUAUUCCGCCGCCGAUAAUUUUUCUGCCGUUUGGCGGUGAGGAUUCGUCGCAGCCGCAGCUUCAGGAUGGCACCAACUGCUGCAUCACCAAGCGGGUGCUGGCAGCGGGAGAGAGGGCACGAGCGAUUUUAAAGGAGAAGCCAGCCGACAGCCCAGCAAGACCGUCCCUUCGCGCCGCCCGUCGACCCGACGCUCCCAGAUCGCCACGCCUCCCCGAACCCAAACAAUGGCCGCCUCCCGCAUCCUGCGCGCGCUCCCCGCCGCCCCUCUCAGCCUCGCACCAGCCUACAGGCUUGUCAUCGCAACACCAGCGGCGAGACGAACAUAUAGCGCCGCGGCAAACACGACGGCAACGAUCACCGAUACCCCCACCGCCACCCCCACUACCACCUCCGCAGCAUCCCCUCUCCCUCAGGCACCGCCGGCGGCGACGCCGAGUACCGCUGCCGCAACGCAAGUCGACGCGAGAGCCGGGAGACGUGGGGAGCUCAACUACUUUGUCGCCCGCACGCCGUCCAACAAGCUGCCCAUAUACGAGGACACACAGAGAGGCCCCAGGACCCUGCUGAGGAAAAUCGAGGGCAACAGCGCCGCCCUCAGGCUCGAGUUGGUGCGCCUGCUGCAGCUGGACGACGAGAAGGUCUUGGUAAACCCAAGGACGAACCACAUCAGGAUAAAGGGCCAUGUCAAAGCCCAACUGGCGCCCAUUCUGCAAGAAAUGGGCUUCUGAAGACCCGUGGUCGCGAGAUUCCGCUUGUUUUACAUCUGGCUCGAGCAAGAGAAUGUACUAAAACCAACGCAUAACAUUGUGUACUAUAACGAGGAAAGGGGGCACGGCUUUUGGAGUAUAACGGGGCUGAUAUCAAAUCCGAUCCAUAAUCAGCUGUCGGGCUGGACAAUCCAGCCAGAUAUUCACACUUCGACACCCAAAUGCGUAGCGUAGCCGAAAUACCGGGCAGACCAACUGCACCGAUCACGACUUCACUGACAAGUCGAGAGAAACCCUUGCCGUUAUGCAUAGAUAUAAUCGUCCGGCCCAUAAUGGUGCUAUGAACGUAGGCAGAGAGGCAUACGAAGAAAAUGUACGCUGUAUCAUAUACAAUCAC
Messenger RNA from Gaeumannomyces tritici R3-111a-1, 1125 nucleotides. RefSeq lists its product as hypothetical. Gene Ontology annotation, cellular component: ribosome; mitochondrial large ribosomal subunit. NCBI's taxonomy places the organism in Eukaryota, Fungi, Ascomycota, Sordariomycetes, Magnaporthales, Magnaporthaceae. Gene Ontology annotation, biological process: translation. Gene Ontology annotation, molecular function: structural constituent of ribosome. The record is from RefSeq and is a predicted model, not a curated record. The transcript is spliced from 2 exons. The coding region runs from base 246 to 749 and encodes 167 amino acids.